AUGCAAUGUCCGGCUUAUAUUAUUGUUCUUCUCUCGUUUAUUUCUCAUCUAGAUGCUCAUCAUGCUUUAGCUAUUGAGCAACAACCAUUUGAAUUAUCGACUGCAUCCGAACAAGAACAUACUAUAACCAGUGUACUUAUGCAAUCAGUGAUAUUACCUUGUAAAGCUAUCCUACUCAUUAUGGAACCUGAUAGAGUUAUGUGGUAUAAAAUUACCAAUUCUGGUCAAUCAUCUCUAAGUGUUGACAACUAUUUAAUUACAAAAGAUUCUCGUAUAAGUGUUGCCUAUUACAGUUUUGAUCAUGGACUGUCACCUGCUAAAUGGGAUUUACAUAUAACAGAUUUACGUUUAUCAGACACAGCUCAUUAUCAAUGUCAUGUUAUCCAAAAAGAUGGUCGUAUUUCAGCUCGAUCUAAUGUUAAGCUUGUCGUUGAAGACGUUAUUGUUAGAAUUCAACCAAGCGAUGUUCUUGUUUCUGUUGGUGAUAAAACAGAAUUUUCUUGUAAUUUUACUGGACAACAUCGAAUACUACGUGACAAAAUAACAUGGCUUAAAGACGGUAAACCAAUUACAACUGACACCAGUCAUGUAACAACAUCAACGGAAUUAGUCGAUGCAACAGUAACUGUUUUACAUAUCACUGCAUCUCGUCCAAGUGAUGGUGGUUCAUAUCGAUGUUCCGAUGGUCAUAGUGCUCAAAGUAAAGAAGCGAGAUUAUAUUUACGUGAUGACAAUGCGCAUACUUUUCUUCGUUCAUUAUCAUCUGCAGCUUCCUCUUUUUCAAAAUCUUUAUCAUCUCGAACAGUUUUUUGUUUAUUCAUAUUUCUUUUUUUUUCUUUUUAA
Messenger RNA from Rotaria socialis, 843 nucleotides. The record is from the annotation of a GenBank genome assembly. NCBI's taxonomy places the organism in Eukaryota, Metazoa, Rotifera, Eurotatoria, Philodinida, Philodinidae.